AUGGAAGACAAGUUUGCUAACCUUAGUCUUCAUGAGAAAACUGUUAAGUCAUCCAUCCAAAUAAAUGAACAAACAGGCUCGGACAAUGGCUCCUCUGUCAAGAGAACAGCUUCGACAUCUUCACAGUACAACAACAUCAACGCCGAUCUUCAUGCUCGUGUGAAAGCUUUUCAAGAACAGCGUGCAUUGAAGAGGUCUGCCAGCGUGGGAAGCAAUAAAAGCGAACAAGACAAAUGCAAUUCUCAGCCACCGCAACAUAUCCAGCAGAUUGUUAAUAAACCAUUGCCGCCUCUCCCCGUGGCUGGCAGUUCGAAGGUUUCGAAAAGAAUGAGCUGCCAAGUCGUUCAAACCUCCUCUAAGAGCACUCUUAGGAACGAGGAGGGUGACCAAGAUACACAAAAUGCUAAUAUGAUGUCCAAGGCUACUGACGUAAAUAUCAACAUCGAUACAACUAAAGUUACCACCGCAGCAAUCAGUAUGACAACUGAAUUGCCUGCCGUUGGCGUUACGCCGUCAGUAUCUAAUGCUGUACCAGCAGCACACAAGGCGCAAUUGCUGAAUCCCAAUAGAAGAGCACCAAGAAGGCCGCUAUCCACUCAGCACCCAAUAAGACAAAAUGUCGCUCCGCAUAAAGCCCCUGCUAUAAUUAACACACCCAAACAAAGUUUAAGUGCCCGUAGGGGGUUGAAGUUACCACCAGGUGGUAUGUCAUUAAAAAUGCCUACGAAAACAGCUCAACAGCCGCAGCAGUUUGCACCAAGUCCUUCAAACAAGAAACACAUAGAAACUGUAACUAGCACCAAAGUUGUAGAAGGGAAAAGGUCAAAUCCGGGUUCUUUGAUAAAUGGUGUACAAAGCACAUCUACUUCAUCAAGUAUCGAAGGCCAACAUGAUACUGUAGGGACUACACCUAGAACUACAAACAGCAGCAACUCUUCAAAUUCGGGCAGUAGUGGUGGUGGCGGUCUUUUUGCUAAUUUCUCGAAAUACGUGGACAUCAAAUCCGGUUCUUUGAAUUUUGCAGGUAAAUUAUCGCUGUCCUCUAAAGGUAUUGAUUUUAGUAAUGGUUCCAGUUCGAGGAUCACGUUAGAUGAACUAGAGUUUUUAGAUGAACUGGGUCAUGGUAACUAUGGUAAUGUCUCUAAAGUAUUGCACAAGCCAACCAAUGUUAUCAUGGCCACAAAGGAGGUCCGUUUAGAAUUAGACGAAGCCAAAUUUAGACAGAUUCUAAUGGAAUUGGAAGUCUUGCAUAAAUGUAACUCUCCUUACAUCGUGGAUUUUUACGGUGCUUUCUUCAUUGAGGGCGCGGUCUACAUGUGCAUGGAAUAUAUGGAUGGUGGUUCUUUGGAUAAGAUAUACGACGAAUCUUCCGAAAUUGGCGGUAUCGAUGAGCCGCAACUAGCGUUUAUUGCAAACGCUGUCAUUCAUGGGCUAAAGGAACUGAAAGAGCAGCAUAAUAUCAUACACAGAGAUGUCAAACCAACAAACAUACUAUGUUCUGCCAACCAGGGUACAGUAAAACUGUGUGAUUUCGGUGUUUCUGGUAAUCUGGUAGCAUCUUUAGCUAAGACAAAUAUUGGUUGUCAGUCAUACAUGGCACCUGAGCGAAUCAAAUCUCUGAAUCCAGAUAGAGCUACUUAUACCGUACAGUCAGAUAUUUGGUCCUUAGGUCUGAGUAUUCUAGAAAUGGCUCUAGGUAGAUAUCCAUAUCCGCCAGAAACAUUUGACAAUAUUUUCUCUCAAUUAAGCGCCAUUGUUGAUGGGCCACCGCCAAGACUACCAUCAGAUAAGUUCAGUCCCGACGCACAAGAAUUUGUUUCUUUAUGCCUCCAAAAGAUCCCGGAAAGAAGACCUACAUACGCAGCUUUAACGGAACAUCCUUGGCUAGUAAAAUACAGAAAUCAAGAUGUUCAAAUGAGUAGAUAUAUCACAGAAAGAUUAGAGAGACGUAAUAAAAUCCUAAGAGAGCGAGGUGAGGACGGUUUAUCUAAAAAUGUACCAGCAUUGCAUAUGGGUGGUUUAUAA
Saccharomyces mikatae IFO 1815 is the source of this 2025-nucleotide messenger RNA. It is a transcript of the gene PBS2, whose product is annotated as mitogen-activated protein kinase kinase PBS2. Gene Ontology annotation, molecular function: MAP kinase kinase activity; ATP binding. The transcript has a single exon. Bases 1 to 2025 code for a protein of 674 amino acids. The record is from RefSeq and is a predicted model, not a curated record. Lineage: Eukaryota; Fungi; Ascomycota; Saccharomycetes; Saccharomycetales; Saccharomycetaceae. Gene Ontology annotation, biological process: cellular hyperosmotic response; protein phosphorylation; MAPK cascade.